Molecule: messenger RNA, 1657 nt
Organism: [Candida] anglica
Lineage: Eukaryota; Fungi; Ascomycota; Pichiomycetes; Serinales; Debaryomycetaceae
Source: the annotation of a GenBank genome assembly
UUCUAGAAGAGAAUUAUUAUUUAUAUAAUAAUAUCGUUAAAUACAUUUAAUGGCCAGUCGUCAGUCUAAACUUGAGGCGGAACGUCUUGCAAUCUUACAACAGAGCGCCCCUAGAGGUCGUUCAACGUCACCGAGCCGUGCGCGUGGUGACAACACUUCCUCGUCACCAAGUCGUGAAGAUCAAGAAUUGAAAUGGUCAAUUACUAACCAUGACCCACUGGAAAGAUUAGUUGAUGAUAAGAGAGUGGAAGAAGUUGGUGGCACCAACUCUAUCGAAGAAGAAGAACCUUCGGAAGAAGAACAUAUCAGUGAUGAUGAUGACAAUGAGAAGUUUCUGUAUGAUGAUACGGGGAAUAUUCUUCCAAAUUAUGCUUGUGGAGAUGAAAAGAUUGAUGAAGUUUCUGCAAUUUUAGAAAAAUCAAACUUGAAUGAUCAAUUAACUGUGAAAAGAUUGGAGGAACUUACUGCAAAUGAACGUGCAUUGGCAAAUGCUCAUAAGGUGGGUACUCCAGUAGAUGAUGAUUUAUUACGUAAAUUAGAAUCAAGUAAACAAGAACUUACUGGACUGGAAAAAUUGGAUUUACUGACAUCAAUGCAAGAUCAAGAUGCUAGAAGAACGAAAUUAGAAGCUUAUGCUAGAUACAGAAAGAAGAUCAUUGAAGAAGAUAUGAAACAAAGUGGUCAACAUGCUAGUGGUGGAGAACUUCAACAUUCUCAACUGGAUAGUUCUACCACUGCUGCAAAUGCAGCAGGUGGUGCUGCCCCUGGUGGGGGGGAAAGUUCUGCAGACCAUGCUGAUACAGAAGAUUUUAUGGUUCCAUACACCUCAGCCGUUGAAGAUAAACUUGACUCUCUCUUUGCCUAUCAACUUAAUGAAACCAUUCGUGAAGGACCAAUUGAUUCAACUAAAUCUCAAUCUCGUGUGAUUCAAACUAUUACCAGAGGUAACUUUUUCCAACUUAUUAACCCAGAAGUGAAACCGAAAAUGUUCCUUGUAUGUAUGGACUUUCUGCCAGAAUCGAUUUUCGCACUUGAAUGGUGUCUUGGUACUGUUCUUGUAGAUGGACUGGUUCUCUUUAUUGUUUGUGUUAUUGAAGAAAAUGACGCCAAUCACCAUCUCAAGGGAAACUCUCUCAAUGAAUCUACCCGUGAAAAAUACCGGUUAGAUAUGUUAAAUAAAGCCCGUCAACAAGUGCUUAAUUUGCUUAAACUUACAAAAUUACAAAUUCAUAUUGUGAUUGAGAUCAUUCAUCAUCCAAUCCCACGUCAUUUAAUUCUUGAAUUUAUUGAUAAUCUUCAACCAACCCUUGUAGUGGUUGGUUCCAAGGGUCAAUAUGCCAUUAAGGGUGUUUUACUUGGUCUGUUGUCGAAUUAUUUGGUAACAAAGCUGUCCGUCCCGGUGAUGGUGGUGAGAGAAAAACUUAAAAAGAUUAAUCGUUUCAAAAAUGGUUCCCUGGUAUUUUCAAACAAUAUUAAACCAUUGACUUUAUCUGAAGCAAGGGUAGAUUAGAGAUGUUUUAUAAGUAUAUACGUACGUACAUGAUGAUAAAUAAAGAAAAGAAAAAAAAAAUUAGGUUAAUAUAGUCUUAAUUUCUCUACGUAUAAUUAUCAUUCAUGAGUGCAUUUGUUCUGCACUUUAUUGUCUCAUUACCUAUCC